Molecule: messenger RNA, 576 nt
Organism: Bactrocera neohumeralis
Lineage: Eukaryota; Metazoa; Arthropoda; Insecta; Diptera; Tephritidae
Exons: 3
Coding region: 2-370 (122 amino acids)
Source: RefSeq, a predicted model, not a curated record
UAUGUGUUGUGUUGAAAUGCUUUUAGUCAAAGUUAUAGAAAAUGUUGAAAUAUUCUUCAUUCAGUUGCUGUCUAAUUAUCGGUUGUUUGUUGCAUGCGUCACUGUUAAGGUGAGUUUGUUGCAAAUCCCCAUGGAAGGGCUUACUUCGUUUCAACGCUUAAUAACUGUGGAAAUAUAUUUCCGAGUUUGGAAUUUUGAAUGGCGAAAUUACUUUCAUAUGUUUCAACAACAAGUCAAUUUGGAUCAAAUAUUUUUCUGGCCGAAUGGAAACGGAAUUGCACAAUAUUGCUGUAAUUGGAGCUACAAUCUUGUUUGGUUUGAUUCGGAUGCUGACAGCUUGGAUAACGAUGAAACAAACAUCGAUGAUUAGAAAUAAAAUUACUGCAGAUGAAAUGAUUGACGACGCCCAGCAUGUUAUUGGACAGUUAUACACAGCUUUAAUUGAAAAACCAGUAUUUAAAUUUUAAAUUGUAAAUGAAUAUAAAAAUUUUUAUUCAAUAAACACAGAUUGCAAAUUAAAACCUUUAUUUAAAAUAUUUAAAAUAAAAAAACCGCCUUCUACAAUACAUUAUACAA